AUGAAACCACCGAUUCUCCAAUGGAGCAUCCCAGACGACGUCGUACUCAACAUCCUCGGAAGACUACCUGUGAAAUCAGUGAUAAGAUUCAGAUGCGUUUCCAAAUCCUGGGACUCCUCGAUCACCACCCCUUAUUUCAUCUCCACCCACCUUAAUCACAACAACAACAACAACAAAGAUUCCCAUGAUAAUGGUUAUGUCAUACACGUGCCAUCGCAUCCUUCUUUUUGGUGGUCUCCUAACAACAGACCAGUCUGUACUGUCGCUUUCGACUGUACAUUUGAUAGGAUUUCGGAGGUUAAAAUUCCCUUCGAUUUUUAUUCUAAACCUGCCCAACUAGUCGGUUCGUGCAAUGGCUUAUUGUGUCUCGCUGAUUUCGGGAGUGUUAAUGUUAAUGUUAUAUAUUUGUGGAACCCCAGCAUUAUAAAAUUCAAGAAGUUGCCUCCUACUUGCUUAGGAAAGUUAGAGAAUGUUACACUCGGAUUUGCGUAUCAUUCAGAGAAUAAUGACUACAAGGUUACAAAGGAGCUCGAGGUGUACACGUUAAGUUCGGAUUCAUGGAGAAGGGUUGGGGUCGAGUUGACAACAGAUGUUACGUUCGGUUAUGGAAAAUUUAUUUUGCCAGUCCCAUUGGUUUGUGGAGCUUUGCAUUGGUUGGCACGUAUCAGAGAGGAUGGGAGAAGUGAAUUGAUUAUGGCAUUUGAUGUUAACAGUGAGAGAUUCAGGAAGCUGGCAUUGCCUGAUUGUUUGAUCAAGGCAAACAAUUGCGAGAGAUUUCUUGCAUCAUUCAAAGGGAAACUGACUUUCAUUACAUUUGGAUGUAAUGAACAACCUGGCUUUCCAAGCCAAUACUCCGUAUGGGUGAUGAAGGAGUACGGUGUAGUUGACUCUUGGAAUAAACUUUGCGUUGUAUCAUUUCAAAGAAUAGCUUGUUUCUUUGGCUUUACUGAGUAUGGUUCACUUCUGGUUUUCUACUGCAAUGAACUAGUAGAGGGGCCGGAACUUAAGUUUGUAUUAGUUGACACUGAAACUCUACAUGAGAAGCUUGAUAUCCAACAUCCUUCAUAUGUAGCUACUUUCAUGGAGAGCCUUAUUUUACUUGAUGGAGCAAAUGUGGCAUCUUACUAA
This is a messenger RNA of Quercus lobata, 1128 nucleotides long. Its product is annotated as F-box protein At3g07870-like. Lineage: Eukaryota; Viridiplantae; Streptophyta; Magnoliopsida; Fagales; Fagaceae. Gene Ontology annotation, molecular function: protein binding. The transcript has a single exon. The record is from RefSeq and is a predicted model, not a curated record. The coding region runs from base 1 to 1128 and encodes 375 amino acids.